This is a messenger RNA of Strongylocentrotus purpuratus (purple sea urchin), 2926 nucleotides long. Its product is annotated as stress response protein NST1. NCBI's taxonomy places the organism in Eukaryota, Metazoa, Echinodermata, Echinoidea, Camarodonta, Strongylocentrotidae. The record is from RefSeq and is a predicted model, not a curated record. The coding region runs from base 147 to 1304 and encodes 385 amino acids. The transcript is spliced from 5 exons.
UGUCGCAAAUUUCAUCUAAUGCUUAGCCCUCAAUAUGAAAUCAUGACAUUUGCUUUCAAUUCGCCAUCGGUUGAGGGCAAUCAAACAGACUUUCUCAGCAUCAACUAAACUUGGAUCCUUCCAGUUUCUAUCCGUAGCUAAUUAAAAUGUCCGCAGAACCUAUCCUUAGCGGCAGCGAUCUGACAGAGGAGAUAACUGAGCUACGGGAAGAAGUGCUGGCGUACAAACCAGGCAAUGUAUCAACAUGUGCAGAUAAAAUAGAUUUUCCGGAACAACUGCAUAUAGGGCUCUUUGGCCGGACAGGAUGCGGAAAGACGUCACUGAUCAAUUCACUCAAGUUUGCUGCCCAUGGCAAACUGCGACGAUCACAAUGGCAGCAGGCUGCGGGCCAGGAGAAGGCUGGAGGACACACCAUGUUCAGAAAGCUAGCUGAUAUUACCAAGAAGAUUUUUGUGAUUGACAACCGAGGUCUUGAUGAACCAAAUACAGAAAAAGCGAUUACUGAACUAGCCUUACAAUUGGAUGGAAACCGAGGUUACUCAGAGAGUGUCGAGUGGCAGGGAGCUAGUGAUGGGAAUGAUACCGAUGAUACAGAGGAUGAAGACCUGGAUCUAAGCGGACUUGAUCUCAACAUGGGACAUCCAAUUGGCUGCGCUAUCUUUGUUUUUAGCGCACGGCAUGACUUGGAUAGUAAUACUAAUGGACUAGCUGAGGUCAUUGACUUUCUACAUAGCCAUCAGGGACGCUACCCGGUGGCUAUCAUAACUCAUGUUGAUGUCGCUGAGAGAAACCACGUGGAGGAUCUCAAGACCGUCCUGCGGGUCUCUGGAGUAAGCGACAUUUUCGAAGUGGCAAACCUAACCACUGAGAAGAAAUUACUGGAGGAGCCCUACCAGCACAGUCUGCUCUCUCUCCUGGAGCGGUGUAUGACGGAUGGAGAUGAGACUCUCAUCUUCAAGCAUUACCAGCGCAAGGAGCAACAGCGCAAGAAGGAGAUUGAGAGGAGGCGGGAAGAGAAGAGACGUAAGCAAGAGGAGGAGCGAAUAGCAGAAGAAUGUCGACAAAUGGCUGAGAAGGAGCGCAUCGAGAGGGAGAAUCAGAUGAGAAGGGAGUUGGAGGACCAAAGGCUUGCGAUUAAGAGGGAACGGGAAGGGGCUGAGAAGCAGGCGAGAGAAAUACAGGAGCGAGAGAGGGAUCGACGCUAUCAAGAAGCCAUUGCAAGGGUAGAGGCGGAAAAGCAGGUGGAGAUCCGCCGAAUCAUGGAAGCUAAUAAGAAAAAAAAAGGAAUUUGUGAAAUAAUGUAAUGCAAGCUGCUGUCAUGUAGAGAUUAAUACAUGAAUAUAAUGCCCGUUGUGAGAGAGAUAAUAGGGACUUUUAGAUUUGCGUGCACUGAUACGUGGUACUUCCAUUCACGGCAGUGCUUUAAAAGGACGUCGAUCGUAGCAUAGACCUAUUGUCUUUGUGCAAAUCUAAAAGUCCCUAUUAUUAGCCUGACGUAGACUGACUGUGUCAACGACUGGCGCAGUCCAUGAUACGCCAUACAUGACUGUGAGGGAAACAUCGUAAAAGAUGAUUGCAAAAUCGAUAAACAGUGCACCCACUGUCGUAAUUAGUAACUGGCUUCACAUUCUUAACUAGGGGAAAGCAAUAACGCGAUCAAACGAUGCGACGUCUCGUGUACAGUCGACAUAUUACGUUUCAACGUAUACACAACCUUUCUCCAGGUAAAAAUAAAUAUAUAAACAAAGUUUCAAACAAAUCAGUCAUUUGAAUCAUUUAAACAUAUUGUAGUUACUUUUAUGAUGAGGCAAUUUGUUGCAUCCAUACCGAAAUGCCUAGAGCAUGCUGCAGGAAUACCCGGUCUUAUCUCAAUGCAAAAGAGACAUGGCCCUAAAUCAAGAUGGGAACCACUGACAGGAUUUCGUCACAGAUGGCACCCAACUUGAAUCAAGUUAAAGACUUCUAAGUAUCUUGUUUACCUUUGUAGCUGUUAGCAUGACGGAAUUUCUAACACGCAAGGCAUAAGAUUACGUGCCAAAAAACUCACAAUCUAAUAUGCAGCAAGUACUGAGUUAUCCUUCUUUUAGAGCCCGUGUCGAAAACAUACUUCUCUAUAAUGGGGCCAAAUCGACCAAAUGAAUCACAACGUGUUUAUAGAAUAUCAGUGGUUGUACUCAGGGACCAGAACCAGUCUUUACGUGGUCUCCAGACACAGACUUUAAGUUGACACUUUAUCCAAAAUCCUAAAGCCUUGGGCAGAGCCUAGCUAUGUCAAUUUCCGGCUAAGAGACAGACCCUAUUGUAGUUUCAUAAUGCAGACAACGUUAUGCACAACGACUGACAAGUGUUUCUGCGUGCAAACUAUAUAGUCUUUACGGGGGAGGUGGGGGAAAGUGCGACCAGGUUGACUCCAAUUGCUCCAAGUGUCCAGUAAAAAUGGGCUGCACAUAAAACCAUUGUUUAUAAUUAUAUCUUGAUUAUACUUCUUACACAUGUAUUUGAUAUCAAUAUUUGACACGAUGAUUAUCCUCCAUGGAUUUCUCUAUGUGUAUAUUAUGUUGAUUGUCUAUUAGAAUCGGUGUUUCAUAUAAUCAUAUCUUAUAGUGAAUGUAUCCUUACCAGUUUUCAGAUGUAUUAGACAUUGGCUGCCUUUCACAAACUCUCAUAAUAAAUCAAAUAAUUAAAUAAAUAGAUAAAUGAAUAAGUAUUAUAUUAUCUGUAUGUACCGUCAAAGAAAAAAUGUCGAGCUUCUUCACGAACUUUUUUGUAAAUUUGUUUGUUUUGUAUAUACAUUUCGCAUUACUCAUUUGCUACGAUGAGAGCCAUUAACAAAAAAGUUUGCACACCUGAAUACAUAAUAUCGUAAUGAAAUGAUAAAAUGGUGUAAAAAUAAUAAAUAUAAAUGCUCACUCAGAUCUAUAAAGAA